Molecule: messenger RNA, 1152 nt
Organism: Musca vetustissima
Lineage: Eukaryota; Metazoa; Arthropoda; Insecta; Diptera; Muscidae
Product: myosin-G heavy chain-like
Exons: 3
Coding region: 1-1152 (383 amino acids)
Source: RefSeq, a predicted model, not a curated record
AUGGUGAAUAGUAGUAGUAGUGGUAAUAAACCGCCGAAAAUGAAGCUGAAGCAACAUCCACAGCAACAAACUGAAAAUGUUGCAGCAAAAUCGGCGUCAAAUGAAAACACAAAUCAGGCACAGAAAUCGACACAAAUUGAAACCAAUGGAAAUUCCACAACGUCAAAACAAUUGGGACAAAAAACACAGAAUGGACAACAGCAACAACAAACAGUGACCACACCUGUAGCAGCAGCAACAACAACACCAACAUCCCAAUCAGUUACACAGACCCCCAAACAGAACAACAACAAUAAAAACGGCAACAACUCUAACAAUAACAAAGGUCGCAACAGUGUCAAUAACAACAACAACAAUAACAAGUCCAACAAAAACAAACAACAACAGCAGCAGAGUAAUUCGGAAAAUACCAAUCCCGGUGGCAAGGCGGGGAAAUAUGUCAAAUCCACAUCGUAUCGUAACUCCUCACACAGUUAUGCCCAAACCGUGGGUGGCAACUCCAAAAAGACCUACAACAAACCUCAACCCUUGGCCGCCUUCAAUGAUAAUCUGCCGCUGCCCCGCAGGAAUUCGAAAAAUUCCCAAAAGAAUGUCACAAAUGAAAAUCAAAAUCCCAAUGUACAAAAAUCCGGAGGAGGAGCAGGCGAAGUGCAAAAAGACAAAUCAAAACAGCCUAGCCCUGCCGAUCUCUUAACUGCAGCCCUAACCAAAUCCUGUGCCAAAUGUCAAAAACCCACAGCAUUGGCUGUGAGCAACGGCAACGAAUACAUGGACCAAAAUAAUUGCAACAACUUAGGGCAUCACUUGAAUCCCAAACAAUAUCGCAAAUCCAAAUCAUAUGUCAAUUCAUCGCGUUAUUCCUCAAAUGGUGAUCUAACACAACGAUCAGGGGGCUCCUCUUCGUCGUCGUCCAACAAUCACAACAAUAAUCGCCAUCACUAUCAUCGUUCACAAAGUGAUCGUCGCAAUUCGUUUGAUCGUCACUUUGCCGAACGCAACAAGAAUUUCGUACCCAUCGAAGCUCCGGCUCGGCCAAUUUUGGCCUCAUCUAAUAUUGCAGCUGUCAUCGCCGAUACCGAGAAAAUGGUGAUAAUUGAACGUCUGGGGAAAGGACGGCAUACGUAUCCCAUAAUGCAGGUAAGUGCAGAAUAG